This is a messenger RNA of Pistacia vera, 1545 nucleotides long. RefSeq names its product transcription factor CSA-like. Bases 1 to 1134 code for a protein of 377 amino acids. Gene Ontology annotation, biological process: regulation of DNA-templated transcription. Gene Ontology annotation, cellular component: nucleus. Gene Ontology annotation, molecular function: DNA-binding transcription factor activity, RNA polymerase II-specific; RNA polymerase II cis-regulatory region sequence-specific DNA binding. The transcript is spliced from 3 exons. Lineage: Eukaryota; Viridiplantae; Streptophyta; Magnoliopsida; Sapindales; Anacardiaceae. The record is from RefSeq and is a predicted model, not a curated record.
AUGAGUUUUCAACACUUGAUGAGUGAUGUUCAUGGCUUCAGUGUAAUUCAUCAAGACAUGAACUUUGUUCCUCCUCCACCUCCACCUCCUCCUCCUCAACUCUCUCUGUCUAACUCUUUUGCAGUUGUGGGUCAUCAUCCCAUGGGGAGAGAGAGUAAUAAUCCUGCAGUAAUGGGGCUUCAGAUUUUGAACCCUUCUACUUUUAAGCCAGUGGAGAACAGGGGAGCUAAGAGAACAGUUGAAGAAAGAGAUGGGUUUUUUGGGAGUGAAAAAAAGGGGCUUUCUUUGAACUUGGGUGAAGAAACAGAAGAAGUUAAGACCUCUGUUUCUGUCAAAACUAAGCACACUAAACUUUGUGCUAGAGGUCAUUGGAGACCAGCUGAAGAUGCUAAACUCAAAGAGCUUGUUGCCCAAUAUGGCCCUCAAAACUGGAACUUAAUUGCUGAGAAUCUUGAAGGAAGAUCAGGGAAGAGUUGCAGAUUGAGAUGGUUCAAUCAGCUAGAUCCAAGAAUCAACAGGAGGGCAUUCAAUGAGGAAGAAGAAGAGAGGCUGUUAGCUGCUCAUAGAUUGUAUGGAAACAAAUGGGCGUUAAUUGCUAGAUUGUUUCCAGGGAGAACUGAUAAUGCUGUGAAGAAUCAUUGGCAUGUGAUAAUGGCUAGAAAACUCAGAGAACAAUCAAGCAUUUAUAGAAGGAGAAAGCCAAGUUCUGCCUCUCAAACUGGACUUGAAAAUAUGAUUAUCCACAACAAUGCCGCCAGUGAAUCAACCAUCUCAAGCAAUGAAUCCGCCUCAACCAUCACUGAUCUCUCUCUUACUCCCUCUUCAGCUAAACCUUCACCUGCAAUUUUCACUAGGUUCUCACUGAUGGGUUCAUCUGGAGAAAAGGAGAUAACAAAGGGAAGUAUUGGAGAUGUUGACAAAUUUUAUGGAUAUUACAAAGCAGGUAAUAUGGAAGUGGUUAUGGGAAUGGACCAAUCUGGGCAUUCAUCAGAUUCAAAUUCAGAAGUUUCAGCAACAGACUCAGUAACCAACACCGACACUAAUCUCUCUCUCUCAGGGCAAAAUACUGAGAAUACUUAUCAGAAGAAGAUCAGCGUGCCCUUCAUUGAUUUUCUUGGAGUAGGAGCUUCUUAGAAAUUUUGAAAAAAAGAAAAAAAAGAUUACAACUUCGUUGAAAUUAUCAGCCAGUGAAAGAGAAGCACAUUGACAUUGGUCUCCACUCCAAUGCCAAAAAUCUAGAGUCUUGCACUUGCAGUAGGUGUCAUUUCUGCAGUCUUGAAUGUACAGUUAAGUUCCAUAAAUGGAAAAUGAGAAAAAAUGAGUAAAAAAAUAGGAGAAGAAGAGAGAGAGAGAGAGAGAGAGAGAGAGAGAGUUAUGAGUAAUUAUAAGUUUAAGUUAUUAUAAUAUAAUAAUAAUAUUAUGAGACUUGUAGUUGUGGUUUUGUUAUUCUCUAAAAAUUGAAUGGCUUUUGUGGGAUUGUGAAUUUUUGAUUGUGAAGAACAAAGGCAAAUACUGUUUAGUGAGUGAUGAAUGAAGCUGCCUAAC